Molecule: messenger RNA, 1985 nt
Organism: Paramormyrops kingsleyae
Lineage: Eukaryota; Metazoa; Chordata; Actinopteri; Osteoglossiformes; Mormyridae
Source: RefSeq, a predicted model, not a curated record
GGCGCAGCCCGGACCGUAAUCGGUGCGACACCGGUAGUUAGGUCACUUCCGCGUCGUCGUAAAGAUGGUGGCUAGUCAGUACUUGUUCUACUGUCUCAUUGUACUGUUUAAUGGUUUACUUUUGUGCCUUCAACCCGCCAGUAGUAACGACAUAGAGGGAAAAGCAGGUCAGUUCUUCAGCAGCGGCCACACGAACAACUGGGCUGUUCUGGUUUGCACCUCCAGAUUCUGGUUUAACUACAGGCAUGUGGCCAACACCCUCUCAGUGUACAGAAGUGUCAAGAGACUGGGAAUUCCAGACAGCCACAUAGUGCUCAUGCUGGCUGACGACAUGGCCUGCAACCAUAGAAACCCCAAGCCAGCCACCGUCUUCAGCCACAAGAACAUGGAGCUCAAUGUGUACGGGGAUGACGUGGAGGUGGAUUACCGUGGCUACGAGGUUACAGUGGAGAAUUUUCUCCGUGUUCUGACGGGCCGGCUGCCGCCCAGCACCCCGCGGUCCAAACGCUUGUUGUCUGAUGACCGCAGUAAUGUCCUCAUUUACCUGACGGGUCACGGGGGAAAUGGCUUCCUGAAGUUCCAGGACUCGGAGGAGAUCAGCAACGUGGAGCUGGCGGAUGCCUUUGAGCAGAUGUGGCAGAAGAGAAGGUACAACGAGGUCCUCUUCAUCAUCGACACGUGCCAGGGGGCCUCCAUGUAUGAGAGGUUCUACUCGCCCAACCUCCUGGCUCUGGCCAGCAGCCAAGUGGGCGAGGACUCCCUUUCCCACCAACCGGACCUGGCUAUCGGCGUGCACCUCAUGGACCGGUACACCUUCUACCUGCUGGAGUUCCUGGAGGACAUCCACCCUGCCAGCCAGGCCAACAUGAAAGACCUGUUCAAGGUGUGUCCCAAGAGCCAGUGCGUUUCCACACCCGGCCACCGCACAGACCUCUUCCAGAGGGACCCCGGCAGCGUGCUCAUCACAGACUUCUUCGGGAGCGUCCGUAAGGUGGAGAUCACCAUGGAAUCGGUCAACCUCACCUCUCCCAUUGUCCCAGAGGAGCCCGAAUGGUUUGUGGUGCGGGGGGAGCUGCUCUUUCAGGCCCCCAGACGCCUCCGUUUUAAUCGGGAGCUGUUGGAGUACAACGUGUCCCUUGCAGCGCUCCUGGCCGUUCUGGUUCCUCACCCCCCUACUUCCAUCUUCCUGCAGAAACCCAAGCAGAGGGACUGGCACCCUCCUGAUGGCUUCAUCCUCGGCCUGUGGACCCUCAUCAUCCUCAUCUUCUUUAAGACCUAUGGCAUCAAGCACCUCAAGCACAUCUUCUGAGCCUGGUGGGGGCUCUUGUGCAGGGGGGGCCGGGACAUCUCCUGCAACGAGCUCAGCCGGGGGCAGUGUCACCAUGGAGACGACCUCUGCCUUUUGACGUGUGUGAUUGGUGUGUCUCUGCGGGUAGCAUGACUGCACUGUUAUGCCCAUGAUGCUGUGUGUCUGCUGAGGUCUGCUGUCAGGAAAAGGGCUGAUUUGGCCCAGAAUGGCCAGGCUUUUACACUGGUGAAGGUGACGGCUAUCUGUGAGUGUCUGUGUUCGUGUGUCACUGUGAAUGUGUCCUUGCUGCCAUGACCAGUUGUCACCUGAAUCCCCUUCCCUGCAAACUGCUGUCUAAGCCGUACAGUGAGUCUCAGGAGCUCUGUGGGAUUGUCCCCCUUCCCAGACCUAUUGUAACAUGUCCUCUGCUCCGUCUGCUGAUGUCCUGCAGGCCCUCUCAAUACGGCGAGAUCAGCCCUCCCUGCCUGGGAGCGCCUGUCUGUCCUACUGGCUUCCUGGGUGAGCUGCAGCUCUAGUAAUGAUUCCUGUGGAGGGGGGGAGGGGGUGGGCUGUCUGUCCUGCCGUGUCGCUGUUACUGCCCCCGUGUUCCUGCUGCUCCCCUGUGGCAUGUCUGACCUAAAGUCUAUCCAGAAUGUUCUAGUAAAAGGUUUGAUUAAAAUAAAGGAUGUUAAAGGUG